AUGCCUGACAACAUGAAAAUUAGUGUGAAUGGUCAAUCACAGGUUCCACCCGGCUUCCGUUUCCAUCCAACAGAAGAGGAACUACUGCAAUACUACUUGAAGAAGAAGGUCUCCCACCUUAAGAUUGACCUUGAUGUUAUUCCUGAUGUUGAUCUCAAUAAGUUUGAGCCCUGGGACAUACAAGGUACCUGCAAAAUAGGAACCACGGCUCAAAAUGAUUGCUACUUCUUCAGUAACAAGGACAAGAAGUACCCGACUGGUCUGCGAACCAAUCGCGCAACUGCUGCUGGGUUUUGGAAGGCUACCGGUCGUGAUAAGGUGAUAUACAAUAAUGGCAGGAGGAUUGGGUUGAGAAAGACGUUAGUGUUCUACAAAGGUCGAGCUCCACAUGGACACAAGUCCGAUUGGAUCAUGCAUGAAUACAGACUUGACGAUAACACCAAUGUGAUCAGCAAUCUUGAGGGAGAGGUUCCACAAGAAGAUGUGUGGGUGGUUUGCCGUCUUUUCACGAAGAAAAAUCAUCACAAAACGCUAGACAGCCCCAUAAUAUCUCCAUCGGUCACAGAAGAGGCAGGGACUCAGUGCAAUGAAGGAGCUUUGGAGCAAAUACUUGAUGAAUGCGAGGGAAAGAUACGCAAGGAAGAAAGUAAAGGAAACAAUAAAUCUAAACUUGUCCUCCCAAUUGACCCAGCUGGCCAUCUAACGAAAUUUCCAGGCCUAGGGAGCCCAAAAAUCACCGAUGCUGCAAUUUCUUACCAAACCAUGAUCAUGGACAAUGAAAGUUCAAUCACCAAUCUGCUGGAUCGCAACAUGGUUUAUCAAGACACAACCUGGGAGGCAAUUGAUCAGCUUUUAACUUCACAACUCAAUGACCAAAGUGAUCAGAGUUUUACACAAUUAGCUUCCUGCUUCACUACGGACACAAGUACGAGUCUGGCCUCUUUCUCAGACAUUGGCCUUCACGAUGAUCUCCAAUUUGCAACCCUACGAUCAUCAUCAUCAUCGAAUAAGAUUUACCUUGAAAACCAAGCUAAUAACAACGGAAUAGACCUGUGGUAUUUUCCUCAUAGCACGUUCUAA
Tripterygium wilfordii is the source of this 1080-nucleotide messenger RNA. Its product is annotated as NAC domain-containing protein 43-like. The record is from RefSeq and is a predicted model, not a curated record. Lineage: Eukaryota; Viridiplantae; Streptophyta; Magnoliopsida; Celastrales; Celastraceae. Gene Ontology annotation, biological process: regulation of DNA-templated transcription. Gene Ontology annotation, molecular function: DNA binding. Bases 1 to 1080 code for a protein of 359 amino acids. The transcript has 3 exons.